Molecule: messenger RNA, 888 nt
Organism: Pseudocercospora fijiensis CIRAD86
Lineage: Eukaryota; Fungi; Ascomycota; Dothideomycetes; Mycosphaerellales; Mycosphaerellaceae
Exons: 2
Coding region: 1-888 (295 amino acids)
Cellular component (GO): nucleus
Source: RefSeq, a predicted model, not a curated record
AUGGGCAAGCGCAAAGCAAAUGGAGAUGACAAACAGGCGUCGAAGGACAAGAUGGACGUUGAUGGCGAACUCAGUGGCAGUGAAGAUGACACCGAAAUGCUAGACGUCGACUUCGAAUUCUUCAACCCAGAUUCAGAAGUAGAUUUUCACGGUCUGAAGAACCUCCUUCGGCAGCUUUUCGAUGCAGACAACCAAUUAUUCGACUUGAGCGCACUGGCAGGCAUGAUCCUCGAGCAGCAGGAUAUAGGCACGACUAUCAAAUGCGACGGCAAAGAGAGCGAUCCAUAUGCCUUCAUGACGAUUCUCAACCUGUACCAACAUCGAAGCAAGGCUGUGAUUCAGCAACUUACGAAUUACAUACUCUCGAGAGUCAGAGCAUCAGGAGACCAGAGUCUUGCCAAUCUCGAAGCUCUCUUGUCGGAGAAGUCGUCUGCGCGAGUCGGUCUUAUCCUCACGGAACGCUUCAUCAACAUGCCUCACCAAGUCAUCCCGCCACUAUACAAUAUGCUGCUAGAAGAAAUGCAAUUGGCGGUCGAAGACAAGAAGCCAUACGAGUUCACGCAUUAUAUUGUCAUGAGUAAAACUUACACGGAAGUCGAGUCGAAAUUGGAUGCCGAAGACAAUCCGCCUUCCAAGAAGAAGAAGGCCGGUGCUUCUUCGAAUUCGCCAGAGACGUUCUUCUUCCAUCCAGAGGACGAGGUCUUGCACAGGUAUGCACUGGGCUGGACAAAUUUUGACUACGAAACGCAAGGCGAUGAAGGCGCUAGCGAUUCGAGGAGGGUCUUCACGGAGAAUGGUAUCAAGCCGCAAGGGCAUUUGACUUUGAUGGAAAGUGAGAAGUUCAAAGAUGCUGUGAAAGCCGUGGGCGAGUAUUUGAGUGCGGAGUGA